GUGGCUCGCGUCGAAGGCGGCAGAACGGCGAAUCUUCUCCCAAACUUACUGAAGUCUUCGCCAAACUGUGGAUUUCCUUUUAGCUUUUGUGUUUUUCUUUUUUCAAAAAGAACACACAUUUUACCCGAUUGGACUAACACGCUGAAAAAGGAAUAACUUGUUUUUCUUUCGUCUUUUUCAUUUUAAAAGUGCAGACUGCAGCUCCUGGCCCCAUGCUCUGCCUUGUGAGUGCUGUUUGGCCUGCUGAGCCUGUAGGUGCUGGUUUGUCUGGGCUGGGCUGCAGCUGAAGCAGGGUUACAGGGACUGGUUCUGGUGGUGUCGGUGCCUUCGGUGGUGGAGGCGGGUCGUCAGAGGGCCCAGAGCCCUGGUAGCAGGCGAAAGGGCCUGUCCUGUGCCAGCCACUCGAAGAUGAACAAACUGAACUUUCACAACAACAAAACCAUGCAGGACCGCCGCUGCGUCUGUGUCUUUUUGCCCAAUGAUGACACACUCAAUGUCAUAGUCAAUGUGAAGACUCUGUGCCAGGAACUGUUGGCCCAGGUGUGUGACCUCCUGAGACUGAAGGACUGUCACCUGUUUGGACUCAGUGUUAUUCAAAAUAAUGAACACAUCUAUAUGGAGCUGGAUCAGAAGCUUUCCAAAUACUGCCCUAAAGAAUGGAAGAGAGAGGCCAGCAAGGGCAUCGACCAGUUCGGGCCGCCGAUGAUCAUUCACUUCAGGGCUCAGUAUUACGUUGAGAACGGGAGAUUGAUCAGUGACCGGGCAGCCAGGUACUAUUACUACUGGCACUUGAGGAAACAGGUGCUGCUCUCUCAGUGUAUCCAACGGGAGGAGGCCUACUUCCUCCUGGCAGCCUUCGCCCUGCAGGCUGACCUCGGCAACUUCAAACGUAACAAGCACUUUGGGAAGUACUUUGAACCAGAAGCCUACUUCCCCCCGUGGGUGAUAGCCAAGCGCGGCCGUGAGUACAUCCUGAGGCAUAUCCCCAACAUGCAUAAAGACCAGUUUGCUCUCACAGCUUCAGAGGCGCACCUCAAAUACAUAAAGGAGUGUGCUCAGCUUGAUGACGUCACCGUCCACUACUACAGGCUCUACAAGGACAAGAAGGAAGUAGAAGCUUCUCUUACAUUGGGACUGACUUUACGUGGCAUUCAAAUAUUUCAGAACGUCGGGUCUGUGAGGCAACUGUUGUACGAUUUCCCCUGGACCAACGUGGGAAAGCUGGUAUUUGUGGGGAAGAAAUUUGAAAUCCUCCCUGACGGUUUGCCUUCGGCCCGCAAGCUCAUCUACUACACCGGUUGUCCCAUUCGCUCCCGCCACCUCCUGCAGCUGCUCAGCAACAGCCACCGGCUCUACAUGAACCUGCAGCCGGUCCUCAAACAAGUCCGUCGGUUGGAGGAAAACGAAGAGAAGAAGCAGUACAGAGAGUCGUACAUCAGCGAUGCUCUCGAACUGGACAUGGAUCAUCUGGACAAACGUUCCAGGGCCAGUGGCAGCAGCGCAGGGAGCGUCUCUCAUCACAAACGUCUGUCACGCCACUCCACCACCAGCCACGGCAGCUCGCAUACAUCUGGCAUCGAGACGGACAGCUUCAGGGCCCCGGGUCAGGCCCCGCACAGGCCCCUACGAACCUGCAGCUCAUCCACAACCAGCCAUGGGAGCUCGCACACCUCCGGCAUCGAGAGCAGCGGCAAGGAGCGCACGCUAGAUGAUGACGAGAUUGAGAUGCUGGUGGACGAUCCCAAAGACUACGAGGAGCUUCAUGAGAUGGCUCUGGACCAGGAGCUGUGUAUCCACAUCACCGAGGACAUGUUGACCAUGUCGCCUGAUCAGAGCAACGGAUACUCAGGACUGAUAGUGAAAGACGUCAGCUCCUCCACCUCCAGCUCCUCUGAGACUGUCGUCAAGAUGAGAGGACAGAGCAUCGAGUCCCUGCCACAGACAUCUGCGUGCAGGAAGCCUCAGUCUUCGACCGACCGGCACAGCCAGUCUCUUGACGACGUCCGGCUCUACCAGAAGGACUGCCUGCAGUGGGCGGAGCUCUGCCAGGACACCGCCCACAGCUAUACGUUUGGCUGCGCCCAGGAGCUGAGCGACGGCGGCGGAUAUCAGAGCCUCGCCGAUCAGCGCGCCGGCAUGCUCACCGAGCAGCACCCGUUUCCCAUCAAGAGAACCAACAAGUACUUUUCCCUGGACCUGACCAGCGAAGAGGUCCCUGAGUUUGUGGUGUGACGGAGGCGGAUACAGGGUGGCCUCAGGGUGACCUGUUCCACUCCUCUGUGUCAGACAUGGAGAUGUUUCAGCCCUCAGGGAAUAAGACGAGAGGAGGGAGCGCUGGAGGUGGUUUCUAUUCUUGGCAGAGAUGGGUGAAAUGACAGCAAGUUGGCUGUCGGAGGAAUAAGACAUAAUGAACGAACAAAGAUGGAGGAUUCUGGCUGAAACUUUAACAACGAACACUGGGUUUAAGAAAACCUGUGUCUUUAAAACAUAACCUGAGCUGCUCCGCUGAGUGAAAGGAAACAAAAGGGAUCUUCUUUUAAAAAACAUUUAUAUUCAAAUCUGUCUCCUCCAGACCGGUUUCAAGAACCACAGGCCGUGUUCGCUGUAUAAUAAAGUCAUAAAAAGACUUUGAGUGCAUUCACGUGGGCUUACAGCAGAUAGACUCAUGCACAGACAUGAAGAGCAUAUCAAAGAUUCUCUCUGGAGGACGCAAAGGACAAAAUCACUCUGAGCUACGAACCAAAGAUGAGAAAUGGAAAUAAACUAAAACUAAUUCUCAGCGUGCAGCCAUGACAGAGACGUUUCAGAGUCAUGGUGGGAGGGAAGACGAACCCAUAAUCCUUCUUCGACGCCACUUCAUUUUACCUCAACAGGAAGUGCAGUGUGCCAACUCCCCGCUCUCAGACUGGACUCUUAAUCAUGUGAACACACACCCGACGUGCCUUCACCAUUCUAUGCAGGUGUCAAACCCUCGCCUUGACAAUCACACACCCUCCACACACACCUUUAAUCAUUUUUAAAAGAUCCAAGCCAUCAGAAUUCAAAGCUCUGUUUUAUUUUUAAUACACAACACUGAUCAAGCCGGAUCAAGCCAGCCGCUCAGCAUCUUAAAUGUCAGAAAGAGUCGAUUUCAGACUGUUUCAUGUCCUGUAAAAUCCCAGGAGGAAUGAGGUCGAGUAAGUCCCUACAUGUCCUGACGUGCGCUGAGUUUGUUGCCACAAAAGCUUCCCUGUAAUCUAGACUCAAAAUGGAGCCCGGGCUGGCUGUCAGCCAAAACAAACUGUACUUUUUGUUGCACACAUGUCCGUCUUCCUUUCUGCUCAGUUUUUAUUUCACUCUGUUCAGUUCCAUCUAUCAUUUUAAACUGGAAUUUGUUACAUUUUUUAUUUCGCAUCCCUCUAGUUUUACCUGAGGUCUCUUUGCACGUUGUGUUUUUUUUGUAUGAACUGUCCAGACUUGUGUAUGUUAAACCUUUGAUUUCAGUCAGUAUUACAAGCAAAUGUAUGUGACAGUAUUAAGGAAGUGUGAUAUUUGUGGCUCUAAACGAGAAAAACUGUUUCUUGUUUUCUUUUUCAUUUCUGUGGAAGCUGACAGGAUGUGUUACAAGCUCUUCUUUGUUACAAAUCAAACGGUAUGGAUGAGGACGGGAGCUGUGGACGAGAUGAUUUUACACAUUAAUCAUGCAGCCGAAAUUCAAAGUGCCACAUUACAUCUUCGUCUGAUUCAAAUUCACGCUGCCGUGCAUCACAUUUUGAGCUUCUCUGCGCUGAAACUUACUCUUGAACUCUUGUUUGAAUUAGGUGGAAAACACUGCAACACAAACUUUUACCACUGAAUUAUGUUUUGAUUUUAAAAUGAAUUAUCAAGAAGUGGAAAACAUGAUAUUUAAGGAAAAGUUGAGAUGUUGAGAAAUACACGUAUUGUUCUUCUGGUAAAUUAAACUUUAGUGAAUAUUUAUUUAACGGUUAACAAAAUGAAAUGUUCAUAAACCAUUUAUUGAGCAAUUGUAAAGGUUUGUAAAGUUCCAUCUUUUUAAUAACAAUAAUAACAAGCUUAUUUGUUUUGCACGUUUCAAAACCAAAGUGCUUCACAAUAAACACAGUAAUUAAAUAAAAAGCAAUAAAAGAAUAAAAUGAUGAUUAAUGGAUAAAACACUUGUGAAUUGAUGACUUAUAAGAAAAAGUUGUUUAAAGAUUAUUUAUCAAGCAUUUCAUCAUUUGUUUACAGUGAAAAAAACUAUUCACACAGUUUAAUUAACUAUAAAUCGAACGUUUAUGAACGAUGUCUGUUCACUAAAUAUGAAGCGACAGCCAGAAGAUGAUUAGCUUAGCAUGAGUAGCCUCAAUCUAAGGAGAGAGAAUUCCAGUGACGUCACACAUCAGCAAACUUGUUUAUAUUUAUUGUCAUUUUCCUCCAUAAAUGAAACAUUUAGAGAUAAACAGUUAAACACGAUGGUCUGACUUCUUGAUUUCAUGUACUGUGUUGCUUUGCUAGCGUCUCUCGUAUCGACCCAACAGACUGCGAGCUUUGAGCAAACAGUCAGUCCUCGUGUUAUUAUUAAUGUGAUGUGGAAGCAUCAGACAUGCAUUUUAGAUGAAUUAGAUGUGUACACUUUAAAAUGACACCAUGAGAAAAGACGAUAGUGUGUGAUGCAGUGGUUUUCUACCCUUAAAUCAACCUCAACAGACAUUUUGACUGGUUCGACCCAUCGUUCAGCAGGCGGUAACAUUAUUUUAAGGACUGUUUAUUGCCCAAGAGAUUACUGCUCUUGGUUAAGAAGUAAUUCAGCGUGCAACUCACCGUUAAAAAAACAUGGUGGCUGGUUUUUGUACAGGUCAAACAAACAUGCGACCUAGUGAUCAUCAGAGGAGCCAUGUAAGAUGUUUCCAGUCUUCAUGCUAAGCUAAGCGAACCUGCUGCCGGUGGUUGCUUCAUAUUCAUCCCACAAACACGAGACUAUUAUCAGUCUUCUCAUCUCUUUGUAGGAAUAAGUGCAUUUUCCCAACAUGUCGGACUGUUCCUUUAAAUGUGUAGCGUUCACUGUGUUGCAUGAUUUUAACGUCUUUGGAUGUCCGUCAGCAAAAAAAACAACAAAAAAACAAACAAAAUGACUCAGCUACUUUUAAUUUUCUCCAUUACUGUGUUGCCAGGUCGAGCUGCAUGAUGUGUAAUUUUGUCUCCGUGUGGCUCCGAACUCCAAACUCGCUCUUCAUCACAGUCAUUCAGGUCACUGAGUCAUUCCAGUUCAGCUUUAAGUAACUAUUAUCACUCAGACACACAGCCUCUCACAUACUGGCGACACAGCAUCUAAGCAAAAGGUUUUUAAGGAAUACAUUUGUGUGAUACAUGAAUUUGAUACUAUGUUACUGAAAAAAAAAACAACUUCUAUAUUUCUUACGGUUUAUUUCUUUCACUGUUUUAAGCUCAUGAUUAUCUCUUCUCAUUAAUGGAAAACAUCUAAGGUCAUGUUUUGAUGGAUGAUGAUGUUUCUUGUAUUAAAACAGUUUGUGUUUAAGGUACAUAGCCAUACAGUCAUAACCCACGUCCUUAAAAGUCUUCAUAAUUGUUCUAACUUCCUUCUUCUGACUUCAACAUAUGGUCGUACUUACACUGUGUAAGAGUCUGUAUGUCUGUGUCCAUAAUCCUUUCUGUGAAAGGAUCCUUCCUUCAGGAAAAAGUUAAAGAUUCUUCCUUUUUUUUUUUGUCACCCUGUAGUUAAAAAAAAAAAACUGAUUUGUUAUUAUGAAGUCUGGUCUGUGCCUUCUUGGUACUAAUGCCCUCAAUAUCCAAUAAAAAGGUACAUUUAUUUGCCAAA
Messenger RNA from Acanthopagrus latus (yellowfin seabream), 5815 nucleotides. It is a transcript of the gene frmd6, whose product is annotated as FERM domain containing 6. Bases 409 to 2232 code for a protein of 607 amino acids. The record is from RefSeq and is a predicted model, not a curated record. NCBI's taxonomy places the organism in Eukaryota, Metazoa, Chordata, Actinopteri, Spariformes, Sparidae. Gene Ontology annotation, biological process: positive regulation of hippo signaling. The transcript has 14 exons. Gene Ontology annotation, cellular component: cytoplasmic side of apical plasma membrane; cytoskeleton.